Cylas formicarius (sweet potato weevil) is the source of this 2467-nucleotide messenger RNA. RefSeq lists its product as uncharacterized. The record is from RefSeq and is a predicted model, not a curated record. Bases 365 to 2113 code for a protein of 582 amino acids. Gene Ontology annotation, cellular component: RZZ complex. The transcript is spliced from 10 exons. Gene Ontology annotation, biological process: protein localization to kinetochore; mitotic spindle assembly checkpoint signaling. Lineage: Eukaryota; Metazoa; Arthropoda; Insecta; Coleoptera; Brentidae.
GUGUCUGACUAUAUUUGCUACUCUUUAUCCAUGCAUUAUUAAACAAAGUUUCUCCGAGGGAAUAUAUCGCCAUGUUUUCAAAGUUUCAAGAGUCAAACCCAUUUUUAAAGGCUUGAAAUAAUUACUUAAUUAAUAAGGCACAGACUAGAUUUUGAACCAAAAGUCUUGUCCAGAGCCCUGUCCUCUUUCACAUUCAUUAAGCACUUAAUAAUAAGUCCUACAUUUUGGGACUUCUUUGAUAUGAGUAGGGUUUUUGACAUGGCCAACCAUCCCAUCCAGGAUAUCAGACUUAAAAGAAUUCGACAUAAAUGGUUACAAUCAUACCUCCAACAUAGAAAACAGAUUAUAGGCAAUAUUUAUUCAAAUGUGUUUCAAUUAUGAGUUCCCAUUUUUUAUUUUUAAGAAAAGAAGCAUUUGUUUAAAUGAUGACGUUUUCGAAGAUGGUUCUUUACCAAAUACCAUUGAAGAUGCAGUCACCUCAGAUGAAGGUGACUUAACUGGAAACCCUUUAAAAGUCGAUCUUGGCAGCAUAGAUGAUACUGUUCAGUUGCUUGCAAAUUCGGUCAGAGCUGUUAGCUUUUGGCCACCUGAUGAAACCAAACAUUUCCCGCUUUCAGAGAGAGAAGCAAGAAAAAUUGUUAGAAGGAAGUUGAAGAACCCAAAUAAAAAUAAUUUACCCACCUAUGUCAUUUGCAGUGGUAAUGACCCUUUAAACACGGUAGUCUUUGGUUACCACUUAAAAGAUUUGAUGUUUUCGAAAGUUUACAUACUAAAUUGCAUUAAAAAAGAUGAUGCUUCGAAAAAAUUAAAUGACAUGGUAAAAUCACAUCUUAAGCUGGAGGGUCCCCAAGAGGUUACUUAUUUGGUUAAAAUGAAAUAUGAUAUCUACGGAAGAAGUUUUAAAACAUUGCCAAAUCAGAACGCUUCAUUGCGAAAGUUAGGCAAACACGCCAGCCUAUCUGUUGAUGUAGUUUGCCCUCAGUGUAUUUUCAAUACAUUUCCCAUGAAGGAUGCCAUACUGAAAAUGAAUCUUGAAAUAAUAGUUGGCCAUCCGGUUCUUUCUCUUCAUAAUUUGUGGACAGAGUUAUCUCUUCUACAAUCCUAUAUAAGUAUUUUGUGGAAUGUUAAGCAGGGUGUGGAUGAAUAUAUGUUAUUGUCCAGUGAUCCUAUUGAUAUGAAUGUUAUAUGUGGAAAGAUGUGUGAUUUGGUUUCACCCAGAGUUAUGAAAUGUGAAGUUGAUAAAGAAGUCGACUUAAACAACAUCAGGGAAGAAAAUAUAUUAGACCAUCUUUGGAAUUUGUUAAAACAUUGCGAGGACAUUUAUACUUUAAGAGAGUGCUUUUACCAUUUUUUUGAAUUGCUUUUGGAGAAAAAUAGCAAUAGUGGACUAAUUAAAGAGAACAAGUCAAAUAUAGUUACAAUUAUUAAUAGCAUACUAAGUGGUAAGUCGGUGCUUUCUCCUAUUUCGCAUCUCCAAGCAGUCGAACUGCUCUUUGAGUUAGGAGCUUUGAAAUUGAAGAACGAUUACCAGGUUAUUUUAAAGCAAUUUUCAAUAACUGUACAAUCAAAGAUUGAGGCGGUUUGGAGUGAAUAUUUUCUGCAAUGUCAACCCUCCGAAGAUAAUAUUCGCCACACCCGAGUUACUCAAAAUUUCAAGACUUUUGGAUUGGAGUUAAGAAUAGAUCAGUUGUCCUAUUUAACUCAGCUUCACAUCGCGUCAGAAUUUAUUUACGUAGUAAAGGAGCUGGUUACAUUAUCAGAAGACAGUUUUUAUUAUUUGUGUGCCUCUUUGGAAAAAGAGUAUGUGCAUAAAAAACAAAUGAUUACGGAUUUUAUGGAGGUGUUUCAAUCUCCUUUAUGUGCGUUUUCAUUUGAACUACAGUCAAAAGAUGCCGCAUUAUUGGAAGAAGGACAUAUAUUUCCAUCGCGUUGGACUCUGAAUGUGGAUUGUAAACUGAAUUCACUAGUGCAGGAAACCACAGUUUAUGAUUUGUCAGAUUUUCCGGUUUUCCCACCUGUUAUUUAUGAUGAAUAUGACAUUCCUAUUAACCAGGAAAUGGAUUCGCCAAACAUGUAUUACGCUUCAAAAAUGGUUGAAAGAAAGGGGUUUUAAUUCGUUUAGUUAUUUUUUAAAAUUAAAAACUUUUUAAAUUGUAUUUGUUUACAUGAUGACCCACCCGAUUUUUUGAAACAGUUUAGUUGUUGGUGAUUAUUAAGGAUCCCAAGAGUGGCAGGUAGUUCGAGCAGUAGUUCACCAACCUUGGUGUUUAAAAUUUAGUUACAACUGCUUUUCCACAGCUCUUGGCAGUAAUUAUAAAAAAUGAGAACUAUAUUAUUCUUAAUGAGUUGAAAGCCACAACUCAAGAAAAUCGGAAAAAAUGCCAAGUUCUUUUUGGAAAAAAAUUACGUCAUUCUAAUAAGGAGCAAUUUCGGAAAGAUAUGCUCAAAAAGGUGCUACUGGAGAUUG